This is a messenger RNA of Apus apus (common swift), 2221 nucleotides long. RefSeq names its product SHC adaptor protein 2 (gene SHC2). Gene Ontology annotation, cellular component: plasma membrane. Gene Ontology annotation, molecular function: receptor tyrosine kinase binding. The record is from RefSeq and is a predicted model, not a curated record. NCBI's taxonomy places the organism in Eukaryota, Metazoa, Chordata, Aves, Apodiformes, Apodidae. The transcript is spliced from 12 exons. Gene Ontology annotation, biological process: intracellular signal transduction; cell surface receptor protein tyrosine kinase signaling pathway. Bases 1 to 1761 code for a protein of 586 amino acids.
AUGCUCCCGGAGCCCAAGUAUGAUCGGUUCCGCGACGAGCCGCUGACCGCCCCCAUGCCCGCGCCGGCCCCCGGCCCCGGCCCCGCCGAGGAGCCCGAGCCCGGUACCACUUUCUGCGCGCUGCUGCCGCGGAUGCCGCAGUGGAAGUUCCCCGGCCCCGGCGGCUUCCUCGGCCGCGGCUCCCGGGAGCUGCCGGCGCCGGGGCGGGCGGGGGGCGCGGCGGGGCCCCCCUCGGCGCUGGCUGCCGCGCUGGGCGCCUGCGACCCCCUGUGCGCGGGGCCCUGCGCGGGGCCGGGCGGGGGGCGGCGGGGGGCGGCGCGGGCGGGGCCCGAGGACUGGAGCCGCAAGGGCAGCUUCAUCCGCAAACCGGCGCAGGGCUGGCUGCACCCCGACCACCGGGUGCUGGGGCCCGGCGUCUCCUACAUCGUCCGGUACAUGGGGUGCAUCGAGGUCCUCCGAUCUAUGAGGUCCCUUGACUUCAACACCCGGACACAGGUCACCAGGGAAGCCAUCAACAGACUGUACGAGGCUGUGCCGGGCGUGAAGGGCAUCUGGAAGAAGAAGGCUCCCAACAAAGCCCUCUUCUCCAUCCUGGGCAAGAGCAAUCUCCGAUUCGCAGGAAUGAGCAUUGCUGUCAACAUCUCCGUGGAUGGGCUGAACCUCAUGAUCCCCACCACACGCCAGAUCAUCGCCAACCACCACAUGCAAUCCAUUUCCUUCGCCUCUGGUGGGGACACGGACACCACGGACUAUGUUGCCUAUGUCGCCAAGGACCCCAUCAACCAGAGAGCUUGCCACAUCCUGGAGUGCUGUGAGGGGCUGGCACAGAGCGUCAUCAGCACAGUGGGACAGGCCUUUGAGCUGCGCUUCAAGCAGUACCUGCACAGCCCCCCCACAGUGGUGGCACCCCCGGACAGGGCAAUGGGUGCAGAGGAGUCGGCGUGGGGGGAGGCUGAGGAGGCGGCCGAGCACGAUUACUACAACAGCAUCCCAGGGAAGGAACCACCCCCAGGGGGACUGAUUGACUCUCGGCUCCGGCACGGUGCAGCCCUGGGCCACAUUCACACCCAGCCCUCCAGCUCCAGCCCCCCCAGCCAGGGUGGGUUUGCAGCCAGGCGAGAUCAGAGCAUUCAGCCAGGGCCACCUCAGGACCAGGAGAGUCAAGGCCAAUCCUGUGACGGGUACCUGGAGGCAGACAGCCACCCCCUGGGGCCACAGGACUACGAGGAGCACAUGUACGUGAACACACAGAGCCUGGACACCUGGGAGCCGGAGCUGGAGGCUUGCGGGGCGCUGGAGGAGAGCCCCAAAAAGGACCUCUUUGAUAUGAGGCCAUUCGAGGAUGCCCUGAAGCUCCAUGAGUGCACUGCGGGGGGCAGCACCGGCCCCCCCAUCGAGGACCAGUGGCCGAGUCCCCCCACACGAAAAGCCCCCAUUGCCCCCACGGAGGAGCAGCUCCGUCGGGAGCCGUGGUACCACGGGAAGAUGAGCCGGCGGGAUGCUGAGAGGCUCCUGCAGAUGGACGGGGACUUCCUGGUGCGGGACAGCCUGACCAACCCAGGGCAAUACGUGCUGACGGGCAUGCAGAGCGGGCAGCCCCGGCAUCUGCUGCUGGUGGAUCCCGAGGGUGUGGUGAGGACCAAGGAUGUGCUGUUUGAGAGCAUCAGCCACCUCAUCAGCCACCACCAGCAGAACAAUCAGCCCAUCGUGGCUGCUGAGAGUGAGCUGCACCUCCGCCAGGUUGUCCGGAGGAAGCAGUGAUGCUGGGGGUAUGUGAACCCCCAGCCCACUCCCCUGGCACCAGACUCACCCCAGCCCCAGGGCAAAGCUGUUCUCUGCCUGUGAGGCUGGGCACAAACACCUCAUGGAGGCUGGUGCUGUUGGAUGUCCCUGUUGCUCCCACAUUUCCAGCUGGAUUUUCCCCAGGAGUUGCUGCUUUGUGAGGCUCCCAGUGGCCCUGAGCCCCCACAGCACUCCCUGGGCCAGGGCCAGGAUGAAGCUGCUGUGGGGAAGUUGCAGGUCUGGGGUGAGCUGCUGGCACUGGCUUGUGAGGCCAGGGCUGCUGGGAGGAGAGGUGUCCCACGGCCACAGGGAACCCCCCAGCCGGCUCAGGGUUUCAGCAGGUUUUUAUGGCAUACACGUCCCCUUCUCCAGCAUGUCUGGCUCUGGGUGUGGGUUCGUGGUUUGGAAUAUGUUUCUAAUUAAACCUGGAAAUGAGCAA